AUGUCGACAUUCCCCGUUCUGAACUACGACAUCUUAAUGGAGGUCUUGAGGGUCUGCCCAAGAUCCGACUGCGCACGAUUCAUGCAGACAAACCGCUUCUUCUACAUGCAUGGAUUUAAGACGCUGCUCUCCGAUACCGUGCAUUUCGACACGGAAGAAGACGUCUCUCGUUUCUUCUCGUAUCUCACAAAGCUGGAGGGCGCUCGCUUCCAAUUCGUGCGCUCUCUUCACUUCGACUUAUCAGCCGACCUCAGCGAGCAAGCCGCUCGAGCGUUGACCAUUGCGCUACCAUCGCUUUCCAGCCUCGACGAUCUAUUCAUAUCAUGCAUCGAGGACUUCUUGUCAUCGCACCCGGGCUUAUUAGAUGCUUUGGCAAUGCUCACCUCCAUCCGACACCUUCGUUUGUCGUACAUAGGCCCCCUUGCUCUGAAGAUGCUCCAGUCCCUCCGAUCCAAGCUCACAUCUGCGACGCUCGGAUUUGAAAGCAACUUCAAUGAAGACGACAGUUUCUUUGACUUGCUGCCUCUGGAGGAAUGGCAACCGUAUCACCCCACCGUACUUCUGGCGCAUUCGCAGUCCACUCUGGAAAAACUAGAGUCUCACCGCUGGGAUACGGACCCCAAUAUGAUCCCCUGCCCCACAAUCGUCUAUCCAAAGAUGCACCGGCUUUACCUCAAUCGACCCGUUCUUCCUCUCUCCGUUUCGCUUAUCCGCGCCUAUCCGAGUCUCGCGCAACUUCUAUUUUACUACAGCGUCCCCAGGCAUUCCUCCAGUAAUCGACUUCGCUAUUCCACACGCCGCUCUUUAAACAUCUCUCAGCAAGAGGCUUUGGGCAGAACUUGGGAGGAGUUGGGAAAGUACAGAGGAACCCUAGUCGAUCUCUACAUGCUGGGCCUUACUUGUCCCAUCGCUGAAGUGGAACUGCUCGACUGGCAAGGCGAAGCGCUGCACAUGCUCGGCCCUGUGCUCUUUGAUGCCCGUCCCCGACGGCUCACUUUGAAAGAGCGUAGCUGGGAGCUGGAAGGCUCGGGCGCCGACAUGUUCGCGGCUUUUCGAGGGCGAGGAGGCACCCGGCUGGAGUUCCUGCGCGUAGCUUUCGGGGUAGGACAUUAUGAGCGCGCUGGAAACUUUGAUGUUGCCGUCGUUCUCGAGAAUUUGCUGUCUUCGGUCCGGAGCAUCCCUCUCCAGGAUCUGCAGUUGAGGGUUGUAACAACAAGCCUCGACCCUCGGCCACACACCCACUCGGACAUCGAACAAUUUAAGUGCAAGAUGAUGAGCCUUCCUACCCCUCCCGCACUUGACCCAGAUCAGUAUCCUCUACUGUUCGCCGAACGCUCAGUGAACGCCUUCGACCUCGAGGAUUACAUGCAGCGGUUCACAAGGGGAAUACCUACACUGAAACACGCUGAAAUCACCAUUAUCGGCCCUCGGGACGGGUGGAGGAGAGUGGUGCUCAGUGAUGGUCAACCACUGCUGGAGGAAAGAUUUGUGCGGAGGCGCAGGAUGAACCCAGGUGAGACCCUCGAUGCGGAGCCAUGA
Molecule: messenger RNA, 1539 nt
Organism: Trametes versicolor FP-101664 SS1
Lineage: Eukaryota; Fungi; Basidiomycota; Agaricomycetes; Polyporales; Polyporaceae
Exons: 2
Coding region: 1-1539 (512 amino acids)
Source: RefSeq, a predicted model, not a curated record